AUGGGCAAUACGCAAGGCUCUGAUCUACACCAUGAUCAGGUCCCAGGGCAGCGCAGAUCAGUAAAGUCAAAACGCAGGAAAGAAGCGCUCCGUCAGAGGGAGGAGAAGGCCAUUCAAUGUGGAAUUUUGCUUCCUCCCAGUCCGCAAGACUUGGCUCGUCAAACUGUACGCCACUCAACAAAAAUAAUUCAGGUUGGGACAAGACCACACUUCCGAAACCGAUCAACUAUAACGGAGAUCGAACUCAAACCUAUCACUUCCCCUAUGCGAGGUGCUUUGAGCCCCAAGUCGCACCACCAGCACCAUCACCAUCACAUUAGGCAUUCUGAAGAUAGGCAUCGUCGCCUAUCCAACCCCUUCAUGCAUUUACAGGAUUCUUACCGAUCCCCCACAAUGCCUUACCUAGAAGUUAUGCCUGGAACAUGUAUUUUCACAACAAAACAACCACUAUACUUUGACUUGCCCAAAAUGGGGCAAAUGCCACCCAGAUGGAUGUAUGGAGCUCCACAAAUGAACGAUUUUGCUUCUUUUCAACAAAGUAUACCUCAACCGAAGCUGGAAUCAGGCGAUGAUAUGUGGCAAGCCCCGCCACCUGUGGAUGUAUUCGAGCCAUUUAUGCAACCACAACCAACUAAUAGAACACAACAUGUACAGAUUGUUGAAAAACCCGAAAUUAUACCACCAUCGGUGAUGGAAGGGUCCCUGCCUUGUGUUCUUCGCAAAGCACGAUCAUGGCACGGUUCCCUUGAUCAUCAAAGUGACGAGAGAUUUGGAGAGAAAAGAAACCCAUUGGCUAUGUCAAUGGACACCAUUUUGCUUCCAGCGCGGUCGCGUCGAAGUUCAUCGCUCAAUCCACCACUGAAGUCACAAGUUUUUCCCAAAUUUUACUCGGAUACUUGUAACCCAUCGCCGUAUUUCCCAAUGCCACGUUGUCCUGACAACUUUUUAAUCCCUGACACAAACCAAUCCAAUCAAUCCUAUGCGCCCAUGAACGUCGGCAGAAUGUGCACUAGCACCGAGUACAUACCAUCCUACAAGUUGCAGUGUCAAUGCUAUUCAGUACCACAAUUCACCAGCCCAGUGCUCUAUGGACCGCGUUCGGGUCCCAUGAUUCCAGCAUUCAGUAUGGCGAAUUUGAAUGAUCGGUCUAUGCGAGGAAUGUCGCACUUCUCCAGAGCCAACUCAAUGCGGGCUUUCAAGACAGGAAUGAUGGAGGGUGAAAGACGACGUCUGAUGGGUUUUGGGGUGGUAAAUAACAGCAACGGUUGGUCCAAUCCUACUUCUCCGGCUCGUGGAGGUCUGACAAAACAGAUCGGCCCUCUUAGUGACACCUUGGAGAAGGUGGCCAAGAAUCCACCGCGUUUCAAGUCCGUUUCCUUCGGACAGCCCAGUCGUUUUCGCUUCUACUUGAAGGAGUCGCCACAGGUGACCAAGAUCCUUUUAGACACCGAGGAUCGUCGGAUUCGUACCAUCUGUGAUCGUUUUCAGUGCGAUUUGGAAGUGUACUCAAAAGUGCCCAAGUCGGGUUUUUUGCAGUAUGCCAUAGACAUAACCGCACCGGACAGCACCAGUCUCUACGCCUGUUCGAGGAACCUGGACUCCGCACUCGGCUGGUUCCUCACUGCGCAACUCACCGCUGCCCGGUAUCUCAAGUAUUAA
Molecule: messenger RNA, 1659 nt
Organism: Echinococcus granulosus
Lineage: Eukaryota; Metazoa; Platyhelminthes; Cestoda; Cyclophyllidea; Taeniidae
Exons: 1
Coding region: 1-1659 (552 amino acids)
Source: RefSeq, a predicted model, not a curated record